AUGGCCACAACCGGACAAGCAUCCGGCACCCAGGAGGAGCCUCUUCGAGCUAUGUCGAUCGCCAGAUUCAUCCCCCGCUUUCCUAAGCCACUACUUGUGACCUCAAACAUUCCCGUCUAUCGUCACUCUUUCUCACUUCCAAUCAGGCAAAGCGAAGAGCCAUCCUCGUCGCCCGCCACUUCUGAAGGAGUCGCAGACUCUGACCCGCGAUCUGCAGCGACGGACAGCGCCUCGUAUGUCGAGUGGAGCAAGCUGCUUCCCGUACCAUCCAAUUUGCUCGGCUCCGUCCGAGAGCUGUUUGAGACUCGUUUGCCGAGGGAUGCAGAGUCCAACGCCGCCUUCGAGGUCGAGCAAAAGGCAGACGACGAAGCUUCUCCCCCUCUAUCGGCUUCUCCGCCCCCGCGGCUCGUCUUCUUCGGAGAGCAACAUCAUCAGCCCGAAGUGAUGCGAGCGCAGUUACAGAUUCUGCACGCACUUCACCAGCAAUAUCAGCUUGCUUCACAGCCUUUCGGCAAGCAUGCGAGCGCUCCACCAAUAUACAAGCUUCAUCUCAUCCUCGAGCAUUUCUCCGUGCUCGAUCAGCAUAUGCUCAAUUCUUUCUCUAACGAUCGCCUUGGUCCCGACGAGCUGGCCGAAAAAUACCACACGCACAGUCAAGAAGCAUUCCAUAUUGGCCACUACAUGCCGCUGCUCAUGCUAGCCAAAGAACUGCGCGUCCCCAUUUGGGGCGGAUUCCCUCCGAGGAGCUGGGCCAGACAGGUCUUUCGUGACGGUGUCGAAUCUGUCAAGACCGACGAACGACGACGAGCGGAUCCCAUCGAAGAAAGCCACUAUGAAUUGUCGACAGCUGACAACCCAUCACAGCCAGCGUCGGAGUUGCAGCCGUCGAGCUCUUCUCCGUCUGCAGUACCGAGAUCACCUUUGUUCACAUCGUGGGGUGCCGUGACCAAGAUCGGCGCAGCUCACCGCAGCUACCUCUCCGCCCUUAUGCGGCCCGACAUGCCGCCUCGCUUCCCCAAGCUACCGACUGCCGCUUCAUCGGGGGACGAAGUGCAAGGCGUGCAAAACGAAGAAGCGUCUACGACUGACGCAUCGAUAUACCCAACUUGGCUCCUGAAGCCACACAACAUCGAAACCAAAGGCUUUGGUCCGGCUCAGGCGCUCAAAGACUCUUAUUUGGCCCACGUCACCUCUUGGAUCUUGCGAGGAGCACACACGGAUGAUCCGAUCCCAGCACAUUCGACGAAGCAGUCUACACGUACGCAGCCUGCGAUGACCAGAUCUCUCUCAGCAGACCCAGCAGCAGAUGCUGACGACUCUGGCAGACCGAUUAUCAACGUCGCCCUAGUCGUGUGUGGUCUUGGCCACUGCGAAUAUGGUUUCGGCGCACCGGAACGAGUCGUGGAGCUUCUAUCUGGGCACAGCGAAGGAUCAUCACAUGGUGAUCUCUCCUCAUUGCUUCCAUACAUCAUAGCAAGCAAGCCUCUAGACUCCGGCAUCUGGCUUGGCUCCGAGCACCCUUCACAACCUUCCGCUGACAACGACAAUGUCAACGCGAAAGAUGAAUCGCCCGCUGCAGUCCAGAGAUGGCUCGACGAUCCGUGGGGGCGCAAGUUGGCCGACGCCAUUGUAUUGUACGAGUGGAUCGACAAUGAGCCUGCCGAAGAGAGCGAUGGUAAUGCGGAUGGAGGAGACCACCCGACGUCAGGCUAG
Molecule: messenger RNA, 1713 nt
Organism: Pseudozyma hubeiensis SY62
Lineage: Eukaryota; Fungi; Basidiomycota; Ustilaginomycetes; Ustilaginales; Ustilaginaceae
Exons: 1
Coding region: 1-1713 (570 amino acids)
Source: RefSeq, a predicted model, not a curated record